Fundulus heteroclitus (mummichog) is the source of this 5773-nucleotide messenger RNA. RefSeq names its product phosphatidylinositol 4-phosphate 5-kinase type-1 alpha. The record is from RefSeq and is a predicted model, not a curated record. NCBI's taxonomy places the organism in Eukaryota, Metazoa, Chordata, Actinopteri, Cyprinodontiformes, Fundulidae. Gene Ontology annotation, biological process: phosphatidylinositol metabolic process. The transcript has 17 exons. Bases 35 to 1873 code for a protein of 612 amino acids. Gene Ontology annotation, molecular function: phosphatidylinositol kinase activity.
CGGUGCAGUUUGUGAUGCGAAUGGUCCAGGCGUAAUGGCGACUGCUGAAACAGCAGACUCGGGAUCAACAGUCCCGACAGAUAUUAGGACUCAGUUUUGGAGGAGAGCUCUGCAGCGAGGGGCCAGCAGCAUUCGGAAAAUGGCCCCUGCAGAGCUGCCUGGUUCUUCAGGCACAACUCAAAGUAUGAAGAAGACCAUCGGGCACCGGGGUGUCGAGACUACCACCGGAGAGACCACUUACAAAAAGACCACGUCAUCUGCCCUAAAGGGUGCAAUCCAAUUGGGCAUCGCGCACACAGUCGGCAGCCUGAGCCAAAAGGCAGAGCGAGAUGUUCUUAUGCAAGACUUUGUGGUGGUUGAAAGCAUCUUCUUCCCCAGCGAAGGGAGUAACCUGACUCCUGCUCAUCACUACAGCGACUUUCGCUUUAAGACCUACGCUCCUAUCGCUUUCCGCUACUUCAGAGAGAUGUUUGGCAUCCGGCCAGAUGACUACCUGUACUCCCUGUGCAACGAGCCGCUGAUCGAGCUGUCCAACCCGGGAGCCAGCGGGUCCCUGUUCUACGUCUCCAGCGACGACGAGUUCAUCAUCAAGACAGUUCAGCACAAAGAGGCCGAGUUCCUCCAGAAGCUCCUGCCGGGUUACUUCAUGAAUAUAAACCAAAACAAGCGCACCCUGCUGCCUAAAUUCUACGGACUUUACUGCGUCCAGGCCGGCGGGAAGAACAUCCGCAUCGUUGUGAUGAAUAACCUUCUGCCCCGGAUCGUCCCCAUGCACUUCAAGUACGACUUGAAGGGCUCCACCUAUAAGAGGCGAGCUUCUCCUAAGGAACGAGAAAAGGCCGUCCCCACUUACAAAGACCUGGAUUUUAUCCAGGACAUGCCUGACGGCCUGCUGCUGGAAGCAGACAACUAUAACGCCCUGAGCAAGACUAUUCAGAGGGACUGCUUGCUUCUGCAGAGUUUCAAGAUCAUGGACUACAGUUUGUUGAUGGGCAUCCACAACAUGGACCAAGCAAGUCGAGAGCGGGAGCGUGGCGGAGGCAACUCGGGGGACAGCGUGGCAUUGGAGGGUCCGGUGACCCCAGACCAGCGUCGGCCACAAGCCCAGAAAAGUUUGUACUGUACGGCCAUGGAGUCCAUCCAGGGGGAAGCUCGAGGGAAGGGAGCUCUGGAUUCAGAAGACCAUGUGGGAGGUAUUCCAGCUCGCAAUGUAAAAGGAGAGAGGUUGCUCAUCUACAUUGGGAUCAUUGACAUUCUCCAGUCCUACAGGUUCAUUAAGAAGUUGGAGCACUCAUGGAAAGCACUGGUCCACGAUGGGGACACUGUUUCAGUUCACAGACCGGGUUUCUAUGCGGAGCGUUUCCAGCAGUUUAUGUGCAACACAGUUUUCAAGAAAAUUCCACUUAAGCCGUCGCCCUCUAAGAAGAGUCGUGGUGGAGGUCAAGGAGGGCUUAGAAGAGCCCCCACGCUGGGGGGUCCCACUCCACUCUCCCACACAGCAGGACAGUCCUUUGGCGACUCCAGACUGGUGUAUCACAGCCAUUUCAAAAGCACAGAGUCAGAGGCUGACAGCGGUGUUCAGUCAGACAAACCAGAUCUGGUUCCUAGGACGCCCCCACCGGCAGACAACCCUUCUGACGCUGAGGCCAAUCUGUCCACCUCAUCACUAGGCAGCACGGGAGUCGGCUCUACCUCUCCUCCACUGCGAUCCGUUGGAGUAGAAGUGCACAAAUCAGCCAACACAGACCCUGACCAGGGAACCUUCCACAGUCUGGGGGCGGAAGCGGCCGCUGACAAUUCAACCAACCUGUCUGGAAAUGAAGAGGUAGUUUCUCUCUCCGACAUCAUCCCAGAGACUAACAUCUGUUUUUAAAAAAGAAGAAGAACAACAACAAAAAAUGAACCUGGCCGCAUCUAUGAGGAUGAGGCACUUCUGGAAUGCGAGGAGACAGUUGGAAGUAAGAACAACGUGAAGGAAAGUCAUCUGUCCAAGACAACCCCUUCAUAGCACCUGUUACUUAGUCGCCCUUCAGUAUAGACCCGAGCCGCUCUGUGAACAACCACAACAAGGAGAGGAGUAAGGAAAAGUAAGGAAGUGGUGGGCUUUACAAGCCAUCACUUCUGCCACUGUGUUCUCAUGUCCGUCCACAGAUGUCCCAGAGAGAAAAAAAAAAAAGCAGCAGAAUCACUUCGGCUAAAACCCAGACGUCCCUUCAUGUGUGCGACGACCCGUUGCACAGAAUGAGACGGUUGUGUAAUGCGCUGAGGCGAGUCCUCCUGUCUGUUACAGGCAGAAGGAAGAGCUGCGAUGGGGUCGAUAAUUCAGUAGAAGCUUACUGAGCUCAGACAUGAAGGGAAAACCUGCGUGGAUGGAGACGGUUUCCCAUCUGCUGUUUAAAUAGGUUCUCAGUGCGUGAUUUUAUUUUUUACACCCUCUGUACCUCUGAUCAGUCGAGACACUCUGAACUGACAAUGUAGUCACUAGAAAUCAUCCGGUCAAAUACUUGCUGCUCGACUCCACGGUCACAUAUGCAUUUCUUCCCUGUCGGUAUCUGUGUACAGUAUCUGUAUGGACUCAGAUGUGGACGGGUCGGACCGAACCUGAGGACCAAGUCCUCUUUCACGUUUUGAAUUAUUCUUUUAGACGCCUCAGCGGCACCACUUAGACCUUUGCUACUGAUGAAUGUAUUUUUACGUUUUUCUGAAGUAGAAGGCGUCUUACUAAAACAUCCGACCGCCCCUCCUAAUGCGACCGUGUAUGCUGGAGUAGGAAGACGUACAGAGCAAAGCGGUUGCAGCAUUGCUGGAUAGUAGAUGCUGUUAAAUUAAGUGUUUUUUUAUUAUUAUCUAUAGAAUUGUAGUCAUUUUUAAGUUAUUGUCUAACUGUCAUGUUCGGUGCCUUGUGUGUUUUUCUUUGACCUUUUUAUGUAUAGCUGACAUUUUUUGAAGGUUAGUGCCGUAGGUUGCACACAGAACCUGCCUUAUCACUACUGCUGAUGUUCAUCAUCCUGCCAUUUGUAUGUCCCAACUAACCAGUCAGCUGUGAAGGUUUACAACCGUUUCAGAUUUUUAAUGCAAACACUAGCUGUCGCCAGUGUGGUCGAUCUGUUUCCCGACUUCAAACAGUUAUUCAUUUCUGCUGGUUACAGAAAUAACAACCGACCCACAGCGAGUCUUGGACCAAUAUUACUGAGUUUAAAGGGAUUGUUUAAGAUUUUCGGAGAUGAGGUUCUCCUGAAAGGUUAGUAGCAGUAAAUAUCUUCCUGGCAGUAAAUAAUUGUCUUGGCAUCUUUAUUUAGGAUAAAUCCAGAUUAGUUGAAGCUAGCUGCUCGUCUGAGAGAGCCCAAGACCAAAGAGGAUUUCUUAAAACAGCUACAAUCGAAGAAAUGUUCAUGAAGGCACAUCUUGAGUACAGGAGCUUUUUCUGUUUAGCAGGGACUAUUGGGUGCGGUUAUGUGGUGGGAGAGUGCUAAUGAUUUUAAAUUGGCUGUAUUUUGCUCAGGAUUACAACUCAGUCAUAUUGAGUUAGUAUCUGUUAACAUAAAACUGUGAUAAAGUUUUAGUAAAAUGUAUUUAUUGUCAGCUGUGGGUGAAGGGGAGAUACCUCCUCCAGUCUAAGUAAUGUUUUAGGGUUUUAAAAGCUGUGUAUUUUCUAAGGCACAAAUAAAACAAACACAGCCUCCGGAGCAAAUGCUAAAUUAACUAGAUUGGUAAUUUCAAGAAAUCACUUGCAGUAUACAUUGAGCUAUUUUGAGUGCAUUAUAGCCAAAGUACCUUCUAUGUACCUAAAUCAGAAUGCUAACUAGCAAAAUGGGCUUAAAUCUACCCUCUAAAUGGUGACAAAGUGCUUCAUAUAGGAUGCCUGGUAUGUGGAAUACGGAUCAACCAGAAUAAGCGGGAUACAUACGCCGCAUUGGCUGCAUUGCAACAGGAACAAUGAGUUAACACUUAAAUUAACAGCUCCGUCGCCAGUUUUCUUGCUUUAGAAGCAAGAAAGUGUUUAAAAUAGCUCUAAAUUGGCAAUAUCUACUUUGUAGCAACUUUAUAUACGUUAUAACGUAGAAUCACUUUAUUGCUAAAUAUGUCCGUGUUUGUUUUAUGCUGGGAGCCUCCUUCCCACAAUCAGCUUUUGAGCGAGACACGGUCAACAUUUCUACUGUAGGACAGAAUUUGCCCUGUUUUGGACCGUUCUGGGUUCAUUAAUCUGCAUUUAUGAUAAAUGAAGAAACCCGCUGAGUUGUCUCCUGCAGGCCACAUAUUAACCGCUCAGAACCCUUUAGAAGAACCUCAUUAAAAAAAUCCUGUACUGAUCAGAUCAGGGUAUUUUUAAAAAAGCCUUGGUGUUUAUAUACAAAACAUCUGGUUCCCUUUAUUGUUUAGAGCGUGAAAUAGUCGUAGGUAGUUGGUGCGAGUUUUCAGAAGGGAUUUCUGCUACAGAAAUUAGAUUUAGUACCUAGCGAGUGUAGCAAAACUUGACAUCAUCUCAUUUCCUGUCAUUGUUUAAAGCGCGCGUCCUAUGCAGGCGAGGGGGAGCCGGAGAAACUAAUCAGGAGAAAGAACGGGGUUAAGGGUGUAGGUCUUUUUGUAUUCACGGCACCAAAGAGAGGAGCAGAGGGGACGUGUUGGGAGUGCGUCUAAGUUGAAGAUUCUGUGAUCCACUCCUACUUGGAUCCAUGUGUUUUUACAUGAUAGAAACACAGAGUUAUUCCUGUGUUUUAAGGGUUUAUAAAGAAACUGGAUGUUUGUUUUUCUCCUGAACCAUUUCAUUUCGGAAAUGCUGCGUCUGUUGUGAAUCCGUUAAAUUUUUUAUAAACUGUUUUUUCCGUUAUCAUACAGUUCAUUUCAAACGAUGACUCCACAUUCCUGUACAACUUCUUUACACUAGAGCUGUGGUAGCGCUGUAGGACCUGCUAUUUCCCACCAUGGUGUUCUGUGAACGAUGUUCUUCAAGUAUUUAUGCUGAAAUGUUAAAUAUUAAUCAUUUGAAACGCAUCAGUUGAGUUGUGUUGGCUGAGAGUCAGACGGCCACCAAAAUAGCACUCCAAAUAUCUGAUUGUGAUUUUAAAAAGUUCAGGUUGUGUUUUCCAUACCUGUUUUAAUGGAAGUUUUUUUGUAUUAUUGUUACUUUUUUUUCUUUUUGUUUUACUGUUUCUUUAAAUCUGUAGUGGUUAGUUUCUGAAUGAAGACCAGGUCUGAGAUUUCCUACCACACUAUAGCACAAUAGAAACAUCCUUUGGUGCUUUGAGGGUGCAGGCAGGUGGAGACACUACAAAAAGUUCAAGUAAUGCAAUACGAACCGCAAUCUGCCGCCUCUCAGCCCUCUGAGGCUUAUUUAUUUAUGCGACUGAUUGCUGUAGGCUGAGAUGAUGAAAGGCUACUUAAUUUUAAUGAUUGUAAACUGACUGAAGGAUGUCUGAUACUUUAUUGCGUCCAUUGCCUAUAAAGGAGGACUAUUUGACAAUUUCACAUUUUAUAUUUCAUGUUUAGAUUGUGAUACGAUGGCUAUAUACUCUCCAUUAUGUUUCUGGCUCUUCCAUUGUUUUUCUACAUGAAUGUUUCAAAUGGCUUACGAGCCAGUGUUGCUGGUUGUCCUAUAUGCUUCAAUUACUAUAUUUUUACUGUGUAUAAAUGUGUAUAUGUACAUAUAAGUCACAGAAAUGCCUUCUCAUACAACAUGAACUGCCUGUUCCUCCUGCCAUCUUUCAGUUACAGCAUGUGGUGGUGACGUUUUUAUGUCUGAGUUAAAGGAAUAAACAUAUUUUCUAAAUCUGUA